AUGAAUGGUUUAUUGCAAGUAAUGGGUCCAGCAUUUGUUCCACUUUUUCAAUCCGUAACAAAAGGUUCUGGUCCACCUAUACCUCCAAAUGGUUUCGUAAAUGUUCAACAGUUACAAUGUUGGAUUCAUGAAAAACUUCUAGCGUUAAGUCAAGAAUGGAUAGGUGACAUAGAACAACCUUACAUUUUUGAUCCUGAAGAAAAACUUAAAUUACGAUUAAUUGAUGAACAAA
This is a messenger RNA of Dentiscutata heterogama, 232 nucleotides long. The record is from the annotation of a GenBank genome assembly. Lineage: Eukaryota; Fungi; Glomeromycota; Glomeromycetes; Diversisporales; Gigasporaceae.